Molecule: messenger RNA, 282 nt
Organism: Penicillium lagena
Lineage: Eukaryota; Fungi; Ascomycota; Eurotiomycetes; Eurotiales; Aspergillaceae
Exons: 1
Coding region: 1-282 (93 amino acids)
Source: RefSeq, a predicted model, not a curated record
AUGAAUAAAUACGCCCUUGCCACUGAGUACGUUUUUUCUCCUGUUGUCCGUUUCGGGCAAAACAGAGACACCGCAGCAAAACUCUUCAAUCGUAUUCCCACCAACGCAAUUAUUGGAGGCGCAGUAUGCUGCACUGCCUCGAUUCGAUUCGGCUUACGUCGUCUUGGUCGCGAUCCCCCGGCGAUCCACUUAACAAGGGGGCGCCAUAUCUUGCGCCACAUCUUGCGCCACAGCGGAAACGGGCACCCCGAGCUCCAGCACGUUAGCUGUGCCUCUAUCUGA